CGUCUCAUGAAUUAUGCAGGAGCGGCGAGUCCCGGCCGGGCCGAGACUGGGCGGGGAUUGGCUGGAGGGGCUGUAAUUCAGCGGUUUCCGGAGCUGCGGCGGAUACUUCGGGAGGGGGGGGCAGCCUGGGGUUUCUUCGUCGCGCGGAGGCAGCGACCCCGAGCUCGAUCCUUGACUAGCACCCCGACCCGGCGCUCUGUCCUCUCGUUUGCGAGGAGAGGCCCUAAGGCCCGAGGGAGCCCCGCGGCCCGCACCCAGGCGCAAGUGCAGCCCCGGACCCGUCGGGCCUCCGCCGGAGAAACAGGACAGUGAGAAAUUGAGAGGAGGGGGUUAGAGAAGGAGAGAGACACCUGUAGACCCGCUUUACCACUUGUGAAGUGUCCCUCCUGCAGUUGGGACCCCCUAAGUGAAGCAGGAUGGCCCAGUGGAAUCAGCUUCAACAGCUGGACACCCGGUACCUGGAGCAGCUUCAUCAGCUGUACAGUGACAGCUUCCCCAUGGAGCUGCGGCAGUUUCUGGCCCCUUGGAUUGAGAGUCAAGAUUGGGCAUAUGCAGCCAGCAAAGAAUCACAUGCCACUUUGGUGUUUCAUAAUCUCUUGGGUGAGAUUGACCAGCAGUAUAGCCGCUUCCUACAAGAAUCAAAUGUUCUCUAUCAGCACAAUCUCCGAAGAAUCAAGCAGUUCCUUCAGAGCAGAUACCUCGAGAAGCCAAUGGAGAUUGCUCGAAUUGUGGCCCGGUGCCUGUGGGAAGAGUCCCGUCUCCUCCAAACUGCAGCCACUGCUGCACAGCAAGGAGGCCAAGCCAAUCACCCCACAGCAGCAGUGAUAACGGAGAAGCAGCAGAUGCUAGAGCAGCACCUACAGGAUGUUCGGAAGCGAGUUCAGGACCUAGAACAGAAAAUGAAAGUAGUAGAAAACCUCCAGGAUGACUUCGAUUUCAACUAUAAAACCCUCAAGAGUCAAGGAGACAUGCAAGAUCUAAAUGGAAACAACCAGUCAGUGACCAGGCAGAAGAUGCAGCAGUUGGAACAGAUGCUUACUGCACUGGACCAGAUGCGUCGAAGCAUCGUGAGUGAGUUGGCGGGGCUUUUGUCAGCUAUGGAGUACGUACAGAAAACACUCACAGAUGAAGAGCUGGCUGACUGGAAGAGGCGGCAACAGAUUGCUUGCAUUGGAGGCCCUCCCAACAUCUGCCUAGAUCGUUUAGAAAACUGGAUAACCUCAUUAGCAGAAUCCCAACUUCAGACACGCCAACAAAUUAAGAAACUAGAGGAGCUGCAGCAAAAAGUCUCCUACAAAGGGGACCCCAUUGUGCAGCACCGGCCGAUGCUAGAGGAGAGAAUCGUGGAGUUGUUUAGAAACUUGAUGAAAAGCGCCUUCGUGGUGGAGCGGCAGCCCUGCAUGCCCAUGCAUCCGGACCGGCCAUUGGUCAUCAAGACUGGCGUUCAGUUCACUACUAAAGUCAGGUUACUGGUCAAAUUCCCUGAGUUAAAUUAUCAACUCAAAAUUAAAGUGUGUAUUGACAAAGACUCUGGGGAUGUGGCAGCUCUCAGAGGAUCUCGUAAAUUUAAUAUUUUGGGCACAAACACCAAAGUCAUGAAUAUGGAAGAAUCCAACAAUGGCAGCCUCUCUGCAGAAUUCAAACAUUUGACCCUGAGAGAGCAAAGAUGCGGGAACGGAGGCCGAGCCAAUUGUGACGCCUCCCUGAUUGUGACUGAGGAGCUGCAUCUGAUUACCUUCGAGACUGAAGUGUAUCACCAAGGCCUCAAGAUCGACCUAGAGACCCACUCCUUGCCAGUUGUGGUCAUCUCUAACAUCUGUCAGAUGCCAAAUGCCUGGGCGUCAAUCCUGUGGUACAACAUGCUGACCAACAACCCCAAGAACGUGAACUUUUUCACCAAACCUCCAAUUGGGACCUGGGAUCAAGUGGCUGAGGUGCUAAGCUGGCAAUUCUCCUCCACCACAAAGCGAGGCCUGAGCAUCGAGCAGCUGACAACACUGGCAGAGAAACUCUUAGGACCUGGUGUGAACUAUUCAGGGUGUCAGAUCACAUGGGCUAAAUUUUGCAAAGAAAACAUGGCUGGAAAGGGUUUUUCCUUCUGGGUCUGGCUGGACAAUAUCAUAGACCUUGUGAAAAAGUACAUCUUGGCCCUUUGGAACGAAGGGUAUAUAAUGGGCUUUAUCAGUAAGGAACGAGAGCGGGCCAUCUUGAGCACCAAGCCCCCAGGCACCUUCUUGCUAAGAUUCAGUGAGAGCAGCAAAGAAGGAGGCGUCACCUUCACUUGGGUGGAGAAGGACAUCAGCGGGAAAACCCAGAUCCAGUCGGUGGAACCAUAUACCAAGCAGCAACUGAACAACAUGUCGUUUGCUGAAAUCAUCAUGGGCUAUAAGAUCAUGGAUGCUACCAAUAUCCUGGUGUCUCCACUGGUCUAUCUCUACCCUGACAUUCCUAAGGAAGAGGCCUUCGGAAAGUACUGUCGGCCAGAGAGCCAGGAGCAUCCUGAAGCUGACCCAGGUAGUGCUGCCCCUUACCUGAAGACCAAGUUUAUCUGUGUGACACCAACGACCUGCAGCAAUACCAUUGACCUGCCGAUGUCCCCCCGCACUUUAGAUUCAUUGAUGCAGUUUGGAAAUAAUGGUGAAGGUGCUGAGCCCUCAGCAGGAGGGCAGUUUGAGUCCCUCACAUUCGACAUGGAGUUGACCUCAGAGUGUGCUACCUCCCCCAUGUGAGGAGCCAAGGACAGAAGCUGCAGAGAGAGAGGACGGAGGCACCUGCCUGUGUUCCACCAACCCUUAACCAGCCAAACCCCAGAUCAUCUGAAACUCCUAACUUUGUGGUUCCAGAUUUUUUUUUUUUUAAAUCUCCUACUUCUGCUAUCUUUGAACAAUCUGGGCACUUUUUAAAAUAGAGAAAUGAGUGUAUGUGGGUGAUAUGCUUCUAUCUAAGUGUGAAUAAGAAUGCGAAAGCUGAGACUGUGAUCAGGGGAUGUGGAAGGGUGGCGAGAGGGAGAAAAAGGAGAUGUCGUCGCCCCUCCCCCGCCACCCUUCUUUCUCAGACUUUCCAUAGUUGUUAGACAAGUGCCUCCAGUGCCAGGGGCCGCCCUCUGCCUAUUCUGUCAGCUAAAGCCACAGGCUGCCUCUAGCUACAUACUCCUGGCAUUGCACUUUUAACCUAGCUAAUGUCCAAAUAGAACAUAGGACUUUCAGUGCCCCUAGGUUUCUUUUUAAAUUAAAAAAUAAUAAUAAUAAGGGCAUAAAACACUGUAUUGGCCUAGCCUUUUCUGUAUUUAAGAAAAUUCAGUUUUAGUAUCCUUGGUGCUUUAGGCAUUCAGCUUUCUUGAGGCUGAUAAUUUAUGUAAACCCUAAAAUGGGCUUCAUAUCUGACCUUUAAAAGAUUCCAGAGGCCUGGCCUUUGGUUUCAAAACAGGAAGGUUUAAAGAGAACUUAAACAUUCUAGACAUUUGUUAAUAGUUAGUUACCUUCCCCUUUCAUGUUGUUGGCCUUAUUAGAGGAUAAGGCUGGACAAAGGAGCUUAUGACCUGCACUCCCUUUGUCCUUAGACCUUAACUCCUGUUUCAGAGACUGAGUUUUUCUGUGGGUGCCUUAUAUGGGAUGAAAUCAUUAUUUUUCUUUAACCCCAGUCCACCUGGCAACCCCUCCCCAGUAUCCCUGUUUGCUUUAGGAAUCCUGGUCUCAGAUCCCCGCCUCCCCCAAUAAGAGAGAAUUACAGAUGGAACAUGAGUCAGACUGUGGGGCCCCAGCCAAGAGUCUGGUUGAGCUCAGGGAAUAUGGUUCUUGCCCUAGUUUCUGGAUUUCCCGUGGCACCUGUAAUCACCUCUUCACUCAGUUAACCCAGCUGAAAGGCCCACUGAUAAACUCCAGGCCUGCUUCCUACAUGAGUGGACACCCAGCCUCCCCAGUUGAGGCCCCUGAAUGAAGCAGAACUGCUCACAUCUAGUGUACAUUUUUGGAACACUUCACAGUGCAUGAGGUGGUGUCUGAUAUGAGGGCCUCCUCUCACAGUCAUGGUGAGAUGGUGUGUCCCCAAACCACCUGUCCAAGUUGACUGGUCUUUGUGAAGUGCUAUUCCUUAUGCCCAGAUCAACCAGUUUCUGAAUUAUGAGGGUGAGGAUCCUCUCCCCAUCCUCAUCCUCCCACCUAGAAAUGCUGAUAGGUACAGAGCUCUCCCUGCUGCAGCCACAUACUCUAGUUCAUAAUUAGCUUAACGGUUCCCAUCACAGGACCUGGGGCAAGGAUCCGGGCUUCACUGGAACAGGUCUUAUAAAGUUCCAGGCUUGUAGGUAGCAUGUGUCUCUGGUUUUUAGCUCUGAUUGUAGCAAAAGUUCUGAGAGGAGCUGAGAUGAACCUUUGAGCCCUCCUGGGCCUGCCUGCUUCCUCCCCACUAUUCAACCCCCCCAACCCCCACGUCCCUGUCCCAGCCUGAUCCUAGCCUAGCUAGGGACUCCCCUGGAUCGCUUAACCUCCCUACGCAGUGGUUUGGAAGCUGCUGUCUUGGCCACUGCAUUCAAAUUCCAGUGUAUACUUAAUAGUGUAAAAAUUUAUAUUGUUUUUUUUUUGUAUAUUGCUGUAUCUACUUUAAUUUCCUGAAAUAAAAGUUAUAUAGCAUCCCUC
This is a messenger RNA of Erinaceus europaeus (western European hedgehog), 4631 nucleotides long. RefSeq names its product signal transducer and activator of transcription 3 (gene STAT3). Gene Ontology annotation, biological process: cell surface receptor signaling pathway via JAK-STAT; regulation of transcription by RNA polymerase II; defense response. The transcript is spliced from 25 exons. Lineage: Eukaryota; Metazoa; Chordata; Mammalia; Eulipotyphla; Erinaceidae. The record is from RefSeq and is a predicted model, not a curated record. Bases 417 to 2729 code for a protein of 770 amino acids. Gene Ontology annotation, molecular function: RNA polymerase II cis-regulatory region sequence-specific DNA binding; DNA-binding transcription factor activity, RNA polymerase II-specific.